Messenger RNA from Aureococcus anophagefferens, 705 nucleotides. RefSeq lists its product as hypothetical. The record is from RefSeq and is a predicted model, not a curated record. The transcript has 2 exons. NCBI's taxonomy places the organism in Eukaryota, Pelagophyceae, Pelagomonadales, Pelagomonadaceae. The coding region runs from base 1 to 705 and encodes 234 amino acids.
AUGCCUCCCCUGCGCCGGCUCGGCCUGCCGGUGGAGCUGACGGCGGCGCUGGCCCGGCUGGCGCCGCCGGUGCUCACGCUCGAGACGCUCCUCGAGCGCGACGUCGACGCGCUGCAGCGCGACACGGGCUUCCCGCGCGGCGCGAUCGUCGCGCUCCGCGGUGGAGCGGCGGAGCGGCACCUCGGCGCCGCCGCCGCGGCCGCGGCCGCAGCGGCGCCGCGGCGCGGCGCGGCGCGCGCCGGCGCCGGGGGCCGCUUCGCCGCGGGCUCCGUGACCGAGGUCGGGGGGGCAACGGGCGCCGGGGCGGGCCGGCUCCUGCGCGACGCCGCGGCCGCCGCGGCCGCGCGCGGCGCCGACGUGCUCUGGCUCAACGCGGGCGGCGCCGUCGCCGCGGCGGCGCUCGGCGGCCGCGCGCGCGCCGUCGACUGCAGUGACGCGCGCGCGCUGCUCCGCGCCGUCGCGGCGGCCGCCGCGGGCCGCGCGCGGGGCGGCCUCCGCCGCGGCGGCCUCGUCGUCGUCGACGCCGCGGCCGCUGCGCUGCUCCCGGACCUCGGCGGCGACCGCAACGACGCCGGCCGCCGGCUCGCCGCGGCCCUCGCGCGCGCACUCGCGCGCCUCGCCGCGGCGCGCGGCGCCGCGGUCACGGUACCGCAGCGUGUGGCGUCGGACAAAGAAUACGUGUUAUCUUCUGUCCUCGACCAAUGA